Molecule: messenger RNA, 273 nt
Organism: Adineta ricciae
Lineage: Eukaryota; Metazoa; Rotifera; Eurotatoria; Adinetida; Adinetidae
Source: the annotation of a GenBank genome assembly
AUGGCACAACCACUUAUCGUUAGCAUUUGCCAAUUGAGUUAUUAUUAUCAAGGCUUUCAAGCUGAACUGAGCUUAGUCACAUCACUUCUAGCCGUUCUCCAUCGUCAUGAUUUCGAAAUAAAACCAGUGAGCAUGAAUCGUGACAGUGUUCUUUAUGUUUGUACUCAUCGCGGAUCAGGUGUUGAUAUUAAUAAACUUCAUCAAGAAAUGACGCUUCACGUGACGGCUGCAGGAAAAACACCGGAUCAAUUUAUACAAUGGACAUUCGCUUAA